AGAUCAGAUGAAGUACUAGUGUACUACAGCCUUAUCUAUUCUCAUCUCUCGACUUUGCAAAGAAACCCCAUAAACCAUCAAACAAACUAACUGUAAAACCAAAAUAUGGUUUCGAGGAUAUUCACGAAUGCAACUCAGUCCUCGCUUCACUGCUUCUUAGAAUCUCCGAAGCUAAAUUCGCCCAAAAUCUCCGCCAAACAAACUAACGUCUUUUACCUAAACGGCCAUGGAAGCUUUUCCCUUUGCCGGUCAAACCCAGUUCCGGGGAUAUCUCACGCCUCCCUCAAGCGCAGAAGAUUACGUCCCAUUUGCUUCUUUAAUGCCGGUGAUAACUCCAAGGACGAUUUCCAAGGAAAGGAAAGUGGAUCGGAGUGGCCGAUUCUGAAGCGGUGGGAGGUGCCUUGGCAAUGGCAAACAGUGUCCUUGACCUCCCUAGCUUGUGGGCUCAGUUUUGUUUUGACAGGAUUAGUAGAGGCAGCAGCUAUACCGUACCUAGGAAUUAGCAUUGAGAAACUGAGCUUAGAUGAGAAGGCAGAGAUAUUGUUUCUGGAUCAAGGCAUUACAACUGCAGUUGUACUUGGAAUUCUAUACAGCGUCACGAACUCCUUCCAACCGCUUCCUGAAGACAUAUACAGAUAUGAUUUGAGGGAACCUUUCAGUCUACGGAAAGGGUGGCUCUUGUGGGCGGGGAUUGGUCUUGUUGGUGCUAUUGGCGCCAUUUCGUUAACAGGAGCUGCUAUGUCUUUAUUUAGCAGUGAAAGCCCGCAAAGAGAGACUGAUGCCCUAGUUCGCUUGCUUCCAUUGAUUGGGUCUUCAAGUAUCAGCACUGCAUGCUUGGUUGGCAUCACGGGGGUUCUUGCCCCAAUUCUCGAGGAGACUCUGUUUCGGGGGUUCUUUUUGGUGUCGCUGACCAAGUGGGUACCAACACCGGUUGCUGUUCUUGUUAGUGCAGCCGUUUUUGCACUUGCACAUUUAACUCCUGGAGAGUUUCCCCAGCUGUUUGUACUUGGCACUGCUAUGGGAUUUUCGUACGCUCAAACUCGCAACCUUCUAACCCCUAUCACAAUACAUGCCUUUUGGAACUCAGGAGUAAUAUUGCUGCUCACCUUUCUUCAGCUUCAAGGAUAUGAUAUCAAGGAAUUGUUGCAGGCAACCUGAUA
Morus notabilis is the source of this 1160-nucleotide messenger RNA. RefSeq lists its product as uncharacterized. NCBI's taxonomy places the organism in Eukaryota, Viridiplantae, Streptophyta, Magnoliopsida, Rosales, Moraceae. The transcript is spliced from 10 exons. Gene Ontology annotation, molecular function: metalloendopeptidase activity. Gene Ontology annotation, cellular component: membrane. The coding region runs from base 106 to 1158 and encodes 350 amino acids. The record is from RefSeq and is a predicted model, not a curated record. Gene Ontology annotation, biological process: CAAX-box protein processing.